Teleopsis dalmanni is the source of this 991-nucleotide messenger RNA. Its product is annotated as TBP-related factor-like. The transcript is spliced from 3 exons. NCBI's taxonomy places the organism in Eukaryota, Metazoa, Arthropoda, Insecta, Diptera, Diopsidae. Gene Ontology annotation, molecular function: RNA polymerase II general transcription initiation factor activity; DNA binding. The record is from RefSeq and is a predicted model, not a curated record. The coding region runs from base 167 to 868 and encodes 233 amino acids. Gene Ontology annotation, biological process: DNA-templated transcription initiation.
AUUUGCACAUGCAUUUCAUUAUCUUAAGCAAUUUAAAUGUGUUUCACUUACGUUACAUGCGUAAUAAAACUUAUUAAAUAGUUUUAUUGAUUACUAUUAAAAUAUUGCAACAAAUAGUAAAAUCUGGAUCCGCGCAUUUGUUUACUCUUUAUGAAAUAGAUCAAAAAUGGAAUGUGAUCGUACUGACUUAACUUCACAGUGUUUGCAAAGUAGUGUCUCAGCUGGAAAUUCGGUGCCAAUAACAAUUUCAUCUAGCAACAAAGUCAAUCCGCAUUCGAAUUUGUUACCACUACAGCCAUGCAGCACACCUAUUGAGCCGAAGGAUGCGAAACAUGAGGUUAAGUUACAGAACGUUGUUGCCACUGUAUCAGUUGGUUGUGAGCUAAACUUGCGCGAGAUUAAUUUUCGAACACGCAAUACAGAGUAUAAUCCAUCACGCUUCCAUGGUGUAGUAAUGCGAUUACGUGAACCUCGUUGUACUGCUCUGAUCUUCCGAACUGGUAAAAUUAUAAUUACUGGUGCCCGUAAUGAAAUGCAAGCAUCUUUGGGCUCACGUAAGUUUGUUAGGAUAUUGCAAAAGCUUGGAUAUACCGCCAGUUUUCGAGAAUAUAAAAUACAAAACAUUGUAGCUACAGUAGAUUUACGUUUUCCCAUACGGCUGGAGAAUCUAAACCAGGUGCAUGGUCAAUUUAGUUCUUAUGAGCCUGAACUAUUUCCUGGCCUUAUUUACCGUAUGGUGAAGCCGCGUUUGGUGCUACUUAUUUUUGUUAAUGGAAAAAUUGUAUUUACUGGCGCUAAAUCACGUAGAGAUAUUAUGGACUGCCUAGAUUCUAUUUAUCCUAUUUUAUUAAGUUUUAAGAAAAAUUAAAUUUAUGUAAUGUAAAUAAAAUAGUUUUGUACAUUUUCUCAAAAAUACUUCAAAUAUCAAUAUUAGCAUUGCUUCACUUCCUAAUUAAUAACAAUUUAGAAGAGAAACGAUCUUAUAUUGAAU